GCACACAAAAACGAAGAUAAGGUAGUCCUUUAUUGAAAUCCCCGGAGAAAGGAGUUGAAAUGGAGAGCUCAGGUUUGGAAGGGAAAGUGCUGGAAAUGUUUGAAGUUGGGCCCUGUGAAAAUGCUUACCAGAUGGGUUUCUUGAUAGGCCAGAGGUUCUCCAAUCUUAUAAGAAGCAGGCUGGCCAGAGACCUCAUUCUUCAAGACCAGCUACUACCUUUUGCCCAAACCCCAGAAGCACAGCCACUUCUCAAAGCACUCGCUGAUAAUAACAAAAAGAAGUUUCCAAGUUAUUGGGAUGAACUGAUAGGAACAGCUGAGGGAAGUGGAGUUCCUGUUCUUAAUAUAAUACUAAUCAACUUCAGGAAAGAGAUUGUUCCUUUUCUUCCAAAGAACAAGUUAAUUUCGAAUGCUGAAAGCCCAGAUGACUGUUCUGAUGUUCUCAUCGUUAGUGAUUCCAUGGCCAUGGUGGCACAUAAUGAGGAUGCAAAUGUUGCUCUGGUUGGCCACGCCUAUUUGAUAAAGGGAAUGCUGUCAAAGGAGCUAUCCUUCAUUGCAUACACGUAUGCAGGAGAGCUCCCAAGCUGUGCAUUUGGAUUCAACAGUCAUGGAUUGGCCUUCACACUAAAUUCAGUACCCCCAAUUGAAGAUGAGAUUGUGGCCGGUGGAAUUGGAUGCAACUUCAUCUCUAGGGAUCUCCUUGAAGCGUCAGGCAUUGACGAUGCAGUAACUAGAAUUCAUUCAUCAGAAGCUUCUGUGGGACAUAGUUACAAUCUGAUUGACAUAAGAACACGUAAAAUUCUCAAUGUUGAAACUGCAUCAAUGAACCGGAUUUCAGUUAGAGAGGUUGGAGCAACACCAUUUUUCCGUGCAAACAUGUAUCUCCAUCUUCCUGUCCAGCAGGUACAAGAUGACAACUCUAUAAGCAGGCAAAGAAGAGCACUUGUGCUACCAAAAACAUCAAAAAACGAAUUCUUGUCACUUCUUGGAGAUAUGGCUGAUGCAAAAUACCCGAUCUACAUGACAGGUCCAAUACUUUACACACUAUGUACGGCUGUAAUAGAUCUGGAUGAACAAACAUUCUCUAUUAUUGAAGGGAAUCCAAAGAAAGGAGAAGCUUCUCACGUCUUCACUAUGUCAUCAAAAGAGUUCAAGAUGCCAUAAUAAAAGCUCUUAGCUGCCUGCUUCAUUUUCCAUAAUUGGAGGAACUCAUUUCUUGAGGCCCUUAAAGUGGUUCAUAGAGGCCUAGCAUGUGGCCAUCAAUACAUCGCAUGGCUGCAACCUGAUCCCAUGCAAAUUAUAAAAGACCUUCAUAUCUUGAAUAAAGAGACUAAAAAUGAAGUUGAAGAUGUCUAUAGAGAUUUAAGGGCAUUACCUUUCCAUGAAUUUCAUAUUUGAUGGGACCAUCUAGUUCAGCUCCCAGUGUCAUCAAUUUUGUCACUGUACUGUUAAUAUCAGUCACUGUGAAUGAUAAAAGUGAAGAGUAUCCGUUCUGCACAACAUGGUCACUGUAAAACUGGAUUAGCAGCUGGCAUGUUCAACCAUAGUGGAAGCCAAAGCAUUUCUAGGAAAAUUAUUAUCUUAGAAACUUGUUUUUCCCACUGUCCCUUAGAUCAAGUAGUCAAUCAGAACUUCAAAAUUUUGUGACACCAGGCAAGAAUGCCAAAACUAUUUGGUACCUAAUUGGCAAAUCACCAGUAAUGAAAAACAAUGGCUCCCAAAAAAACAAACAGAAUAAUGAAAAACCAAAUUACCAGUGAACUUGAAUGGAAUGUAAUGAUUACAGGGUGUAGACAUUCAAAUUAGUUUGAAAGUUGACAGUGUAGUUUUUCUUUUUCUUUUUUAUUAAUUGGUAAUUACACAAA
Quercus lobata is the source of this 1864-nucleotide messenger RNA. RefSeq lists its product as uncharacterized. The transcript has 7 exons. The coding region runs from base 60 to 1163 and encodes 367 amino acids. Lineage: Eukaryota; Viridiplantae; Streptophyta; Magnoliopsida; Fagales; Fagaceae. The record is from RefSeq and is a predicted model, not a curated record.